GAUGAGUACGGAGUAGUGGCCAUUGGUUGGGAUGAGUACGGAGUAGUGACCAUUGGUUGGGAUGAGUAUGGAGUAGUGGCCAUUGGUUGGGAUGAGUACGGAGUAGUGGCCAUUGGUUGGGAUGAGUAUGGAGUUGUGGCCAUUGGUUGGGAUGAGUAUGGAGUAGUGGCCAUUGGUUGGGAUGAGUACGGAGUAGUGGCCAUUGGUUGGGAUGAGUACGGAGUAAUGGCCAUUGGUUGGGAUGAGUACGGAGUAAUGGCUAUUGGUUGGGAUGAGUACGGAGUAGUGGCCAUUGGUUGGGAUGAGUAUGGAAUAGUGGCCAUAGGUUGGGAGGAGUACGGAGUAGUGACCAUUGGUUGGGAUGAGUACGGAGUAGUGGCCAUUGGUUUUAGCAGUUAGUAGAUCAUUAGUGAGUUUUAGUAGGGCAGUUUCAGUGGAGUGGAGAUGGGUCUUAAGUUGUUCAGGUUGGUGGGGUCCAGGGAGGGCUUUUUAAGUAUGGGAGGGAGGGGAAGGCACCAGUAGAGAGGGAAAGAUUGAAGAUGUGAGUGAGGGAGCAUAGGAUGGAAGAAGAGGGUGACCGUAGUAGUUGUGAGGGGACAGGAUCCAGGGGG
This is a messenger RNA of Staurois parvus, 611 nucleotides long. NCBI's taxonomy places the organism in Eukaryota, Metazoa, Chordata, Amphibia, Anura, Ranidae. The record is from the annotation of a GenBank genome assembly.